GUAUCCCUCCUAGAUCCACCCCGACGUGAUUCGAAAUUUGGAAAUCGCCGUGCUGCGAUUGGGUCUCGCUUGCUUAUGGUCAGUAUCAAGAUGAAGAAAGACGACAACAUCAACCAGCGUAUAGGCAUCCGCCUCUGCUCCGCUCAUCGGGAUGGUAGGGCCGAUCCCUUGGACGGACCCUCCUAUGAGGCUAGCUGUUAUCAUCAUUAUCAUUAUCAUCACCAACAACAACAUCGACUCACUGCCUUCGCUCUAUGGAAAUACCCUUCUCCCUCCCCACAUACCGCUCUGUAUGCCUCCCCCCCCCCCUCCCUUCUUUGGUUUUCUUCCUUCCUCCUCUUCCGAUGACGUGAAGUUGGGAUACGCCCCGUCUCGUUAAGUCUAACGAUCGCUCGCGAUGAGUAGGGCGGUCCUUCAGCAGCAGCCGCGUCUGUUCCGCCGCGCGGCUGUCAUCGGACCCUCUCGCCGACUCGCGCGUAGAUGGCGGACCAGUACCGCCGGCACAUGUCGGCGUGAACGGGGACAGGCGGUGAAGACUUCAUCCCGCCUGUGGCCGACUCGAUAUUUCAGCGUGCCUUCGUCCAGUCCCGACGACAGUGAAGAUGCUCAGCCGGGCACCUAUAGCGAAGCCGACCAUGAGCAUGCGGUCAUCUCAGCCUUCGACCUUUUCUCCAUCGGCAUCGGCCCUUCCUCUUCCCACACAGUUGGGCCGAUGCGGGCAGGUGGUAUCUUCGUUACUGAUCUCAUCGAGGCUGGCCUGUUAGAAAAUGUGGGCAUGAUACGCAUUUCCAUCUACGGCAGUCUUGCACUCACCGGCGAGGGCCACAUGACGCCUUCUGCGCUUCUGCUCGGCCUCGAGGGUGCGAAUGUGGAAACUGUAGACACGUCCUAUGUGCCCACUCGUUUUGAGCGGAUCAAAAAGGAGAAGAAGUUAUUCCUGGGUCACAGGCUUCCCCAAGGCAAGGCGAGACAAAUUGACUUCGACUACGACCGCGAUUUCAAAUGGGAGUGGGGCAAGAAAUUGCCCAUGCAUAGUAAUGGCAUGCGCUUUAUGGCGUUCGACAACGAGGGGAAUAUGCUGGCAACUAAUGAUCUAUUCAGCGUAGGUGGUGGCUUCGUCGUCAACGGUGCGUUGUCCACCGCGGCCACCACAGCAGCAGCAGUCCAGGCCGCAAAGGAUACCUCGAACACUAAAGAACUCCAAUCCGAGAGCUCCGGUGGGCACCCGGCAGACCUGGCCGAGAACAUGUUCUACAAAGAAAUCAGACGAGCUAAUGCAGCGGGGGAUCGAAGAACUGGUCCCGAGGUUAAGUCCCACGCCAGUGAUCCUGCCGACGAGCCAAUGACUUUAGAAGGAGCUCAUUCGAGUCAAUCCGGAUCCCUCUCUUCUAUGGAGCCUGCGACAGGAGACGCGGACGCUGAAGUCACCAAUACUAAAACGGCUGAACGACAACCUCGCUACCCGUUUCACGACGCCCAGAGCCUGUUGGCGCUGUGUAACAAGCACAAUUUAACUAUUGCGCAGUUGGUUUACGAAAACGAGAAGAGUCAUGGGUACACAGACGAUGAGAUAUUUAGAAAAGUGAUGCGCAUUUGGGAGGUUAUGGACGACAGCAUACUCGAAGGUGUCCAGGCGCCUCUCGAUGCAAUACUUCCGGGGUCGCUUAAGCUUCAUAGACGGGCGCCGGGCCUGUAUAGACGGUUAACGAGAGGGCUGUACCCGUCGCACGCCCGGGUUGAUGACACAGUCCAGGGGGAACAGCAACUGUCGUCCCAGAAUGGUAGCGAUGGCGAAGCACCACCACUAGAGCCGGUGACGUCGACUCCAGCCACACUAGAUCGAAAGCGCCCGAUUAACAAGCGGAGACCCCAACGGAUACACGGCGCUAUUUACCACCCCAUCAUGCCGUGCCUCCCGCGCCGCACCACAUUCCCGGCGAUGGAUUACUUAACUAUGUACGCAAUCGCAGUGAACGAGACGAAUGCGGCGGGUGGGCGAGUCGUGACGGCGCCGACAAACGGCGCGGCAGGAAUCAUCCCUGCCGUGCUAAAGUACACUAUCGAAUUUAUCAGCGACGACACAGAACGCGAUAUUAUGACAUUCCUUCUGACCGCGGCCGCCAUAGGCAUGCUGUACAAGCGCGGGGCCACUAUCUCGGCAGCGGAAGGUGGAUGCAUGGCUGAAGUCGGAGUAGCCUGCUCCAUGGCGGCUGGCGCCUUCGCGGCAUGCAUGGGUGCGAGCCCCGAGGCGAUCGAGCAGGCGGCCGAGAUCGGUAUUGAGCACAACCUUGGCCUGACGUGCGAUCCUAUCGGCGGGUUAGUACAGGCGCCUUGUAUCGAGCGCAACGCCCUCGGCGCAGUGAAGGCCAUCUCAAGCGCGAACCUAGCCCUAAGCAGCAAGACGGGCACCCAGAAGGUUCGGCUCGACGAUGCUAUUCGCGCUAUGCGCCUCACUGCUAAAGGCAUGAGAAACGAGUUCAAGGAGACGAGCCUCAGUGGUCUAGCUACUAGCGUGCCACUCAACAUCCCCGUCAGCGUCCCCGACUGUUGACUCUUGAUUCUCGUGAGUGGGUUAAGAGAACGUUUCUUUUUUUAUAAUACAAGGAGAACUAAGAAGCAUUCGCGGUUGAGGGCGAAGGUAAAUACACUCACUAUAAAGGGCAAGUUUUGAGUUAGAGUCUACGCGCUAAGGUAGUAUAUAAAUAUAAAGGAUUUAGGUAGACUUGUGUAUACGAUAUAUAGAUAGAGGUACGGCGUAUAUUACUAUGUUUUAUAAAGUAAUAAAUGGAAUAAAUGCUAUUACAGUG
Messenger RNA from Durotheca rogersii, 2807 nucleotides. RefSeq names its product serine dehydratase alpha chain-domain-containing protein. Gene Ontology annotation, biological process: gluconeogenesis. Lineage: Eukaryota; Fungi; Ascomycota; Sordariomycetes; Xylariales; Xylariaceae. Gene Ontology annotation, molecular function: 4 iron, 4 sulfur cluster binding; L-serine ammonia-lyase activity. The record is from RefSeq and is a predicted model, not a curated record. The coding region runs from base 398 to 2551 and encodes 717 amino acids. The transcript has 2 exons.